Messenger RNA from Pygocentrus nattereri (red-bellied piranha), 1296 nucleotides. Its product is annotated as pancreatic secretory granule membrane major glycoprotein GP2-like. The record is from RefSeq and is a predicted model, not a curated record. NCBI's taxonomy places the organism in Eukaryota, Metazoa, Chordata, Actinopteri, Characiformes, Serrasalmidae. The transcript has 11 exons. The coding region runs from base 44 to 1111 and encodes 355 amino acids.
CAGACACAGCUCUACCAGCCUGAAACUUGAUCAUCUUCUCAGAAUGAGGCAUCUGCUUCCACUGUGGUUGACCAUCCUGCUCUUUAUGAGUGAGAUGGUGAGCUCCUCAUUCGACGAGGGGUCAGGAGGAUACGAAGGGUCAGGAGGAUUUGAAUAUGAUAGGUGUGAGCAUCUGCACUGCACCCAGGAUGAGGUGUGCAAGGAGAGAAAUGACCAUUUUGGCUGCGCUUGUGGGAGGCACAAUCCAAAGCCCAACCCCAAUUCUUUUGAUGCCCAUGAGACAUGUCAGAGCAGCUCCGGGUCGGUGUCUCUGUCCCGCUGUCAGGUCUUUGAUGCUGGAUUUCCUGCUGAGUACCUCCAUCUGAACGAUCACAGCUGCACAGGGACGAUCAAGGAUGGCAGGGUGGAAUUCCAUUUCGACAACAAUGGGCACGUCUGUGGCACAACUCUGGAGACUAACAAAACACACUUCAUCUACAAGAACGCCGUCCAGAUGUCUUACGGCCCAGCUAAAUUGAUCAAUCGUGACAGUUGGCUGGCCAUUAACUUCUCCUGUGUGUAUCCACUUAUCAAGAGCAUCUCAAUGCCCAUGUCCAUCUUGGCCACGGAGAGUGUGGUCUACAAGAAUCUGCCGGGUGAAGAGGGCACAUACCAGAUCCACAUGUUGCUCUACAGUGAUGCUUCAUUCAAACAUCCUUACAGUGGUAAUUUUGAGCUUCAAGUGAAUCAGCCUGUCUUUGUGGGUGUGGAGGUGGAAGGAGUCGACAUGCGACAGUUCUCCCUUGUACUAGACAACUGCUGGGCAACUCCACAUGAUGACAUCAACGAAAAUGUUCGCUGGGACCUGAUCGUUAAGGAGUGUCCCACCCGUAGGGAUGGCUCAGUGAGAGUGCUGCAGAACGGAGUCUCGGGCUCCAGCCGCUUCUCCUUCAAGAUGUUCACCUUCACUAAUCAGUCUAAUCACAUCUUCCUGCACUGCAAGGUUCACCUGUGCCUGCGGAAGAGUGGUCGGUGUGCUCAGUCAUGCAGUCAGCGUCAUGGAGCGCAUGGUCAAAGAAGACGCCGAUUUUCGGACUUCCAUGACACAGCUGCCAUUAGCAUGAGCUUCUGAUUUACUUGUUUGAAAGUUCCAUUUAUUAUGAUACAGCUGUAUUGUUUAAUCUGUAAUUAAUCAAAGUGAAGUAAUAGUUAAUUUACUCUUUUCCUAAUAAUCAGAAAUGCAGGUAUGAUUGUGCUAUCCUUUACUGCCUUGAUUCUUUUAAGCAUAAGCAAUGACAAUAAAUUUCUCAAGCAUUA